This is a messenger RNA of Dimorphilus gyrociliatus, 448 nucleotides long. The record is from the annotation of a GenBank genome assembly. Lineage: Eukaryota; Metazoa; Annelida; Polychaeta; Dinophilidae.
GAGACUGCGACGGUGACCUUUGGUGAAAAUGGAAGCGGCUCAAGAGCGUGUCAAAAAUGCUGUAACCAGCAUGAUUAGAGACUUAGAUAGGGAUUAUUUUAGGAAAAUGCAGGUAAAAAUGUACGAGGAUAGUGCAAAUUGCUGCCGUAAUGAAAGCUUAAGUAUGGAAGAUACGCAGCGUUGUAUUGAGAGGUGUACAGUUUCUGUUCAACAAGCUCAACACUUUAUGGAAUCAGAAUUAGCACAACUUCAAAACAGAUUACAAAGAUGUGCCAUGGAUUGUCAGGAUAAAGCCAGAGAUGAAAUAAGUAAAAAUUCGUCAUCAUCAGGAAGUCGGUACAAAUAUGAUGUUGAAGGAUGUAUGGUGAAAUGCGCAGAUUCUCAUUUAGAGUUAAUCCCAAAUAUCAAAAAAAGAGUUAAAGAAUUCGUAAAUCAGGGAUCUUCCUAG